Molecule: messenger RNA, 1861 nt
Organism: Paramormyrops kingsleyae
Lineage: Eukaryota; Metazoa; Chordata; Actinopteri; Osteoglossiformes; Mormyridae
Biological process (GO): protein polyubiquitination; SCF-dependent proteasomal ubiquitin-dependent protein catabolic process
Cellular component (GO): SCF ubiquitin ligase complex
Molecular function (GO): protein binding
Source: RefSeq, a predicted model, not a curated record
GUCGUCGGCCCUCCGACGGAGUAGGUGGCGGAAUAGACUCACACGUGUCUCAACAAGCGACCUUUUAAACGAAUAAGAAAACGGAGGCGGCGCACUUUAAUGACGUAACGGGCAAAGAACAACAACCGCAACAGCGAUGCUGUCCAAAACAAUACGGCACCUUGUUCAAAAUACUGACAUUACAGUAUUUUGAAACAUUCGACAGUAGAAAUGAUCUUACAUAAAAGAGUUAAAGUUGUGUAUUAGAUCGUCCUGCAAGGAAAAACCACUCUCCGAAAAUCCGGUAAGGUAUUUACAGUUAGAUGGAAAGCACUCUUGAACAGUCGGGAAGAACGUAAUCUCUCGCCUCAAACACUGUGCGUUAUACCUAAAUAUGCGGGAGGUACUCCAACCUGAGGUAUUUAGCUAAACCAUGACAUUUCCAGAUGUGAUCAAGUGUCCCAACUUUACAGAUCAUGCCUCAACGGAAGAGAACGGUCACUCUCAUGAGUGGGAAGAGGAAGGCAAAAUUCGAGGAGGACCUGUUUCCUUUCAACUCACUGCCAGUGGAUUGCCAGCUUCAUGUGCUGUCCUUCCUGAGCGAGGUGGACAAGUGCAGUGCAGCACUGGUGUGCUCCAGCUGGAGCUGCCUCGUACGCUCGGGGAAGCUCUGGAGGGUGGCAGACUUCUCCCGUCGCGGGGCUUUCCACAUGGGCCAGGAGGGCCUUUUGGUGUCCAACCGAGAGUUUGAGAGAUGGAAGGCUUGGGUCCACAACUACACCCAUCACCUCAUAUCCAGAGGGGCGAGUCUUCUAACCCUCAGGGCCAGCUUUGACUUAGGAGACCAGUACAACAAGUGGGGGGAUCUUCUGUCCCAUCUUUUAGAAAGUGUCCAUUGUAGAGACCUGACUCACCUGGACUUAAAUUGGACCUUCACUCUGUUGGAGCCCCUGGACCUCCGGCUGCACUCCAGCUCCAGCUCCAGCUCCCACCAGGACAGCAUCACCAAAAUGGACCAGGUGAGCAAUUUUCAGGUGCUGCUUUCUAAGCUCACCAGCAGCUGCCCACGCAUAUCCAAGAUGAGGGUGCAUUUCGACUGGUCAGAAACCUCAGUCUCGCUGCUGACUCAAUUUCAGUACCUCAGAGUUCUGGAGCUCAAGUACUUCUGGGUCUUCAAAGGGGUCAACCCUGGCACCUUGCAGAACCUGACUAAAUCCCUGCCCAAUCUCAAGUCGCUGACGCUUCAUGUCUUGGUGCCCCUCAGGAAUCUUGGGAUCUCCUACACACUGGAGUCCUUGUCCUUAGAAUUCCUCGAUGUAUCUCAGAGCCGCGGUUUGGUCUUUUCUUGUCUUAACCUGCCUGCUCUUCGAGAGCUGCGAGCCAAGAAGGUGGUCCGAGGCUUCACUCUGGAUCGUCGGACCAGGCUGCGGAUCCAGAGCAGGUGGCCGUGCCUUUAUCAGGUUCUGCGAGAGGGAACCCCCAAACUACAGGCUCUCAACAAUGAGCGCCUUCUCCCAAACUGGAAGGAGCAGAGCUACAGUGAAUUGACCUCCAUCCUUCAGCAGUCCUGCUAUUGCCUUCAACACUUAGACAGCUGGCUUUGGUAAAGUAAACAUUUGAGUCACUGGCUACAUAUGGGACUCUGUGAGAUGAUCAUGAAAGCUACAGAAUUAACAUGGUUUCAUGUCAGGUGUCUUAAAAAGAUCUUUAGCUUUGUUUUACUUAUUUUAAUAAUUGUUUUAUUGUAUGAAAACAGCCUGGAUGGUAACAAAUUUAACCUAAAAAGCUUUUUAGGUAGGUCAGUUGUGCACUUAAAUUUGUCAAAAACAUUCCUACUCUGUUAAACGUUUUCAUUAUACAGAUUAAACAUUUUUUAAAAAUG